This is a messenger RNA of Linepithema humile (Argentine ant), 3763 nucleotides long. Lineage: Eukaryota; Metazoa; Arthropoda; Insecta; Hymenoptera; Formicidae. The record is from RefSeq and is a predicted model, not a curated record.
CUUUCGCACUGCGCCACAAUUCUUAUCUGCAUUUAUCAUUCAAACUCAAAUUACGAAACAUCCUUAAUAAAUCGUAAAUUUUAUAAGCAGAAAGUGUAGAGAAGGCACAAGAAAAAUGUUCAGAAUCCAUGUCAGAUGUCAGGUUGGGUAAUCAUUCUGGCGGGAAAAAGCAUCUUCUGUAGAAGCAGCUGUUGUUCAAUCAAUUCCCGAGAUGCCUGAUAUCACAAUUAACGAUAUUAUUGUGACCUUUCCUUUUAAACCGUAUUCAGUACAAGAGGAAUAUAUGAAAAAAGUGAUAGAAUGCCUACAAAAUGGUCAACAUGGUGUUUUGGAGUCUCCCACAGGCACUGGAAAAACUCUCAGCCUCUUGUGUUCCACUUUAAGUUGGCUGUUGACAAAGAAAGCUCAAUUACAGGCACAAGUAAUAGCGGGUGCAAUUCAAAAAGUGGACUCUGGGGGACAUUUUUUUAAAUAUUUAACCAAUGGGCUUGACAAAGCAGCUGGAGUACCAGAUAAUGUUCAGAAUUUUGGCUGGGCUAUGCCCAAAAUUAUUUAUGCUUCUAGAACUCAUUCUCAAUUAUCUCAAGCUAUGCACGAGUUGAAGAGAACAUCAUACAAGCAUGUGGCUACUGCUGUGUUAGGAUCUCGAGAUCAGCUAUGCAUUCAUCCAGAAGUUUCUAAAGAAGCAAGCGCUUUUAACAAAAUACACAUGUGUCAUUCUAAAGUAAAGUCAAGAACGUGUUUUUAUUAUAAUAAUGUUGAGACCAGAAAGGAUGAUCCCAUGUUUAAACAGGAAGUGUUAGAUAUAGAAGAUUUAGUUAAAAUCGGACAGAAGCAUAAAUGUUGUCCAUACUUUUUGGCAAAAGAGUUAAAACAGAGUGCAGAUAUCGUUUUCAUGCCCUACAAUUAUUUACUAGAUCCUAAGACACGAAAGACACAGGGUAUAGAUUUACAAAAUACCGUGGUUUUACUGGAUGAAGCUCACAAUGUUGAAAAAGUUUGCGAAGAGGCAGCAUCAUUACAGAUAAGUAGUACAGAUGUUGCAUUGUGCAUUGACGAAGUAACUGGUGUAAUGCAAGACAUGGCUAAGGAAGCAGAUUUGCAGAAUGACUUUUUAUCAGAGAAUAAUGUUCAGAAAGAUUUCACAGCAGAGGACUUAUGCAUCUUAAAGGCGAUGUUUUUGGAACUGGAAAAAGCAAUCGAUUCCAUUGAAUUAAAAAAUCGUACAGAAGGAGACACUUUUCCUGGUGGAUAUAUUUUUGAACUACUUGAGAAAAUUGAAUUGACACAUGGAAAGGAACAAAUUGUGAUAGACAAAUUAGAAAAGAUUAUUUUGUAUCUGACGACGACCAGUACUUCGCCGUUUGCAAGAAAAGGAAACGCGCUGCAAAAAUUCAAUGAUUUAUUAAGAACUGCUUUUAAUAACAGCACUAAUAUCGUACGUCAUAAGGAAAAAGUGAAACGUUGUUACAAAGUCCAUAUACAAUCCGAAGAGCAAAAGAAGAAUUACAAAAAUGACGUUUGGGAGAGCAAAAAGACGACAAAAACCGACGGAAAGCUUAUUAGUUACUGGUGUUUCAGCCCUGGCUUUGGUAUGGAGCAAAUGGUAGAACAGGGAGUACGUUCAGUAAUACUCACGAGUGGUACAUUGUCUCCCUUAAAACCAUUCAUAUCGGAACUUGGUAUACCAAUCACAGUUCAACUGGAAAAUCCGCACAUUGUAACAAAGGAACAAGUGUGUGUUGGUGUUCUUAGUCAAGGACCAGACAAUCAUCCGCUCAAUUCCUCCUACAACACAAGGAAUGACCCGAAAUAUAUUGCGUCUCUUGGAAGGACGGUGUACAACUUCAGCUGUAUCGUCCCUCAUGGAUUGUUAAUCUUCUUUCCUUCGUAUCCAAUUAUGAGGAAGUGUAGGGAUGAAUGGCAAAAUAUGGGUUUGUGGACGCAGAUUGCUGAACGUAAGCCCAUUUAUGUAGAACCCAAUUCCAAAGACGGACUUGUCAACGUGAUGAAUGAAUAUUAUCAAAAAAUUAGAGAUCCAUCCUGCAAGGGAGCGGUUUUCAUGGCUGUGUGCAGAGGAAAAGUCAGCGAAGGACUGGAUUUUGCUAAUGCAAACGGUAGAGCUGUAUUAAUCAUUGGUCUUCCAUUUCCUCCUUUAAAAGACCCGCGAGUUAUGCUGAAGCAGAGAUAUUUGGAGGAAAUAAGAACUGCAGAGAAAGAAGGCUUAACUGGGCAAGAAUGGUAUCAACUUGAGGCGUCGCGAACUGUCAAUCAAGCCAUCGGCAGGAUAAUCAGACACAAAAGUGAUUAUGGUGCUGUAAUACUCUGUGAUUGUAGAUUUGAAAAUCCAAAUUUCAAAAAACAGUUGUCUGCCUGGCUCAAACCGUACAUAAAGAAGUUUACGAAUUUCGGAAUGAUUACGAAAGAGCUACGAGACUUUUUUAGGAACGCGGAGAAUACUCUGCCACAACCUAGUAUUACUUAUGCACAAUAUGGGAACGAUGAUAUAUCACUGCCUGCUGUGGGUGCUACUUUUGAAACAACAGUAUCUCGUUCUCUCAAACAAAAAGGAAAUCACAGUUCAAUGACAGAAGAAUCUACUAAGAAUAAUUUUAACAUCGAUAUGUAUUUAGACGAAACCUCAAAAAAUAAACAGCCAGAAUCACCACUUGAAAUUAAUUUUGGUACUUGCAAUUUAAAAGAUCAGAGUACGUGCGAAUUAACAAGACAAAGAACUGAUCAACCAGCUAUAAAAAGAAGAAAAAUUAAUAUUUUACCAUCUGGAAUUAAUUCGUAUUUUUCUGGUCCUUCGACUUCUUCCUCAAUAACUUCAGAAAGUAUUUGUAUAAAUCCUGCGCAAAACGAUAAAGAAGCGAAUAAAGACGAUAAAAAGACAUUGGGAAAACAAUAUUUGAAAGAUGUAAAACGAGCUUUAUCAGCGAGUGAUUAUAAAAUAUUUGCAAGUAUAAUACAAAGCUAUACACAAAAUGGAGAUUUUGACGAAUUAUUGAAAGUAUUGUCAGGUUUAUUUCCACCGACUGGGAAACUACAAUAUUUAUUUAUAGGAUUUCAAAGUUUUCUUAAAAAACAACAUACUGCAGCCUUUGAGAAUUAUAUAAAGAAUUUAAAAUGUUCCUAGCUUGGAAAUACUGGAAAGGCAAUGGUUACUAAAUAUAUACUUAUUUUUACUUUUUUAAACGAAUUUUAAUAGAGACUAAUAAAGAGUUAAGAAAAAAAUCUUUUUAUUAAUAUUUUUAUAUAAAUUUAUAUUAGAUUAAUUAAGCCAUACUGGAUGUAAAAUAAUGCGGGCAUCAUUAUAGUGAGAUCAAGAAAAAGUUCGAAAAUGUAAGAUCUGAGAAAGUUGAAUCAUUUUUUACACUUUUGAGAUAACAUCCUAAAAUUGAUUUUAGCGAAACAGCAGUAUUAUAUUUAAUAUAACUUUGUUAAAAUAUAAAGAAUAGUAAAAGGCAUUAUCAUGUGUAAUUAAUUUCAUUAUCGAUUAUCGAUGUAUCGUACAUUAAUGUUAUGAAUAAAAUCUAUCCAUCAUAAGAUAAAAAGAAAGAACGUAGCACUCUCUAUUGACUUAUUAAUAAUCGAUCAUUAAUAACUAUAAAUAUAAUCAACGAUCAUAAACGGUAAUAAUAAAUACAGAUAUCUUUUCUAUUUUGUUAACCAUGUAAUAUAUAAUUUAUGAAUAUCGUCCAUUAUGUACAAUGGACAUAAGUAAGAAAAAUUAUAUACACUCGCACCUCGACACAUUGUU